Messenger RNA from Ostertagia ostertagi, 696 nucleotides. NCBI's taxonomy places the organism in Eukaryota, Metazoa, Nematoda, Chromadorea, Rhabditida, Trichostrongylidae. The record is from the annotation of a GenBank genome assembly.
AUGAUUGGUUGCUUCAUAGAAUACUUUUUGUUUUCAUCAGUUGUUGUUACUGAGUUGGAAGGACAGCGAGUUGCUUUUUUUACUUUGAAAUGUAGAUAUAGGCCACAGCUAAGAAUAGUAAAUACUUACUGCUUUUUCAGGAUGUCGAACGAGUGGAGCAACGAUUGGGGCGACAGUUCUCAAACAACGCAACGACAUGGCUAUCAACAGCAACCACCUCAAUUUCAAGCAUAUGGCGGCUACUCCGAGCCCGCCACAGGAUACUACCAACCAAGUCAAGGUCAACCAGUGGCUCCGCAGCAAAAUUACGGCGAUUAUUAUGGGCAGCAACAAUCUUCUAACAUCGGAUAUGGAUUCCCAAGUUCGCCUCAGGAUUUCAUGUCGGAUCCGAUGAUGAAGGCUGCACAGCACUUUGGGGGACAGUUUGCUGAACAGCAAAAAGAAAAGAUAUCCAAGUACCUGAACACCUUCAAUCUCAAAUAUUAUUUCUCUGUUGAUAAUUCUUAUGUUGGAAAGAAGCUCGGAAUUUUGUUAUUCCCUUUCUUCCAUCGUGACUGGUCUUUAAAGUAUGCUGGUUCUGACGAGCCCGUGCCAGCUAAAGAUGAUGUUAAUGCUCCCGAUUUAUACAUACCAUUAAUGGCAUUCAUAACAUAUGUAAUAGUUUCAGGAUUUGUUCUAGGAACACAAGGGCGGUGA